AUGAAAUGGAUCUUCUUCUAUGUAAAGCCGGCAUUCAUCUUUGGUCGUUUAUAUCCGGGUCCAUACUGUGCACCAUCACUACUUAUUGGACUUAUCAAUAUGUUCAUGCUCAAGGCUAGAGACGUAAAAAUUCCAGUUCGAAGCAUUUUCAUCCCGGCGCGAAAGCCACGCCCUGACGCCACUCGAAACGCCCUCACCGCUCCACCGCAACUGGAUUUCCCAGCCGGCAGCCUCUAUAAGCAAACUUCUAGGCGGCGGAAUCUGUUUAGGGUUGGUGACAAAACGUGA
Cooperia oncophora is the source of this 288-nucleotide messenger RNA. The record is from the annotation of a GenBank genome assembly. NCBI's taxonomy places the organism in Eukaryota, Metazoa, Nematoda, Chromadorea, Rhabditida, Trichostrongylidae.